AACUCAUAGUCGACAGAAUGCACGUGGGUGAGCCAUUUCAAAUCAGAGAUUAUCAGUCUAUGAUCCAUUUUUCUUGAUGCGAGUAGCAUUUUUCAGGCUGUCACAGCCUGUCAGUGUCACUUUGGCCUUUGUGGAUGCUAGGCUGCCAUUACUAGAGGUCCUUUCUCUAAGUGUAUCUCCAAGUAGUUCUACCAGGCAAAAGUAAAGUUGGAAGCUACACGGUUUAGCUGACCUAUGCAGUUGUUGGAGGUUCCUGGAUCCGAUCAUCACAAGACUUACAUCGUCGACUCAUAAAGUAGCAUUUGUCGCCACAGCUGGGGUCAUUCUGGUUGAGAGCUGACUUUGCUUGUUUGAAGAAUUUUAGGAGCGUUUCUUUCGCUGUGCUGAGAAUAAGAUAAAACGGGUGUUUCCUUUGCAGUAUUUGAAGUAGCUGCGCAUUCACUGCUGAACUAUAUUUUGUGUUCUGUGAAUACGACUGUGCCAACUCAGUUACUGUACGCACCGACAAGGAUGGCUGAGGGUGCAGGUGGACUUCGCGACGUGGUGCGACAGUUACUAAAAGCUGAUAACGUGAAGCUGUGGCUGGAGCCGUACACGUCAGAAGAUGGCUUUAGCGCUGGCACGUAUGACCCUGCAAUGGUUGGCCGUUAUGCUGAGGUGAGUGGUGCGUCGCAGGCUGAUGUAAUAGCCAUGCUUGAAACGCUGCGGCAACAUGCCAUAUCCAAACUCAGUCAACGGCGUGCAGGCCUGGAGUCUGCAUCAAAGGUAGAGGUUGGCGAGCAGCUCACGGUGCAGGUUCGUCGUGAAGCCGAAGCCGAGGUGCAGGUACUUAAUGUUACGGCGUCUCUGGACAAGCCUGGUGCCCAUCUGCACGGACUUGUGGCAAAGGCAGCGUCUCUUCGUGUCGGUUCAUUUCGCAUUGUUCAUUGUGGCCAGGUUGUCGAUGACGUAAAGCUGCUACGUGAGCAAGGUGUAUGUGCAGGUUCAGUCUUGAUGACACUGCCAAUAUCAGCCGAGGAACAGCGGGAGAUCAGCGAGAUAGCCGCGGCGCAUGGUGCUUCUCGUGUUCGCAAUGUAGCCUCGUCACUGGCCGGCCGAGAGGACGAUGGCGUGGGCCCGUACGUGGACAUCUGUGACCAGCAGGGUCGGCCGAUUGACUUACCCUCGGCCGAGCGCCGUGCCCUGACACUGGCUCUAACGUUACACCAGAAAGGGAGGGCCAUGCUGCGGCGAGCUUCAUCUGACAAUGAUCUCCGGCAGGCGCUGGCCGUUCUGGUUGAGGGCGAUCGUGAGUUUUCCCAGUGCAGUGCCAAGAUACUGUCACUAGUGGAUAACUAUGCCGUUCUGUGCUUGGACAUAUGCUGGUGCCAGCUGCUACUGCGAGAAACGGGUGCACUGCCGGAGGCUGAGCAUCGUCUCGCCAACUGUGAGACAACGCUGCGGAAGACGUAUGGUAAGAACAUGGAGCGGCUGGCCUUGCACAAGCAGGGCAAUGUAGGCGCAGAGAAGCUGCUUCUUGGGCGACUUCACUUGCUGCAGGCUGUUGUGGCUCACUUCACAGGCCGGCCCAACUCCGCCAGAGAGCUGGUAGAGCAAUCCAAGACGGAGCUGAGCAGCUUGCAAGUCAGCUCAGAACAGCUGGGCAUUCUGAUGUCCAUGUCUGGAUGUAGCGAGCAAUCUGCACGCAUUGCUCUGCGUGCCUGUGGCCAUGACAUACAGCGCGCUGCUCUCAGUCUCAUGGAAAAGGCCGAGAUGAGGAAGCAGAGCGAGCUGCUGGUUGCCGAGCAAUCGGCUAAUCGCAAGCGCGCACGCGCUCUGGGACGCAUUGCGAAUGGUAGUGCCUGCGUCAACGUGGACAUGUAUGACAAGCUCUGUAGCAUGGGCUUCCCGCCUAUCCUGUGCAAGCUGGCUCUGCGCCAGUGUAAUAACAAUAUGUCUGCGAGCCUUAUUGCUUUGCAGGAGAGUCGUGACACACUAGAGGCAGCUGCUCUUGAUGAGUAUCGACAGCAGCUGCAGCACAUUGACCAUGAUGCACAGGCAGACGCUGAGGAUGGCCUCGUCCAGCAGGGCUUAGCCAUGGGCUUCGACGAGUCUGUUCUCCGUGCUGGUCUGCGGCUUUACGACAUGCAGCUGCAGCCACUGAUCGAUCAUCUCCUUUCCACCGGUGGGAUUCUCGACGAAUGCCAUUCUGAUGGGGUGUCUCAGGCGAAUGGCGUCGUGUGGGACUCUGCCGGUGCCGAGCUGGCUAGAGCCCUACAGCUGGAUCCGGAAAUAGUAAAGGCGGUCGGGAAGAAGGGUCCACGCAAAAGGUCCCAUGAGGAGGACGAGUUGGCAAAGGCAAUCAAGAACGAUCUGGUUCCGGACUUAGAAGGAGAAGGAGAUGAAUAUCUGGACAGUACGCUUGAAAAGGAGUUUGAACUUCUUGAGGAGUACAGGACAAUGAUCUACUCCAUUUAGUUCAUUUAGUUUUCCACUUGCACACUUUCGUCGCCAUAUAUCUCAGCCAGAAUACCAGCACUAGGGACGUAUUAGCUUCAGCUGUACUACUUGUUUCCAUCGCUUCCCAGACUUCGUGCAUAUUUUUUACUGGAAGCUUCGUGCUGGAAACAGACCUCCAAAUAUUUUCUCCCUAACUAACAAAAUCACUGUUGACUAGACCAUAGGACGUGCAUUUAUUCGACUUAAUUUGGUGCCAUUUUUAAUGCGAAAGCACUGCACUCGUGCAUAAAAUUAUUAUGACACUGGCCAGAGUGAAUCAUGUACAUACUGUUGAUGCUUCACUGAGUAGAUCUACCAGCAAUAUUAUAAUCAAUAUAUAAUGAUGGACCCCUUUUGGGUUGGUUUAGGAUUCUAUAGUGUAGAGUUAUUUUUUAUUGUCAUGUCGUUUGGUCUAGUUAGGCAUCGGGCCAUUUUACUGGUGUUUACUAGGGUACAGUUUCUAUGCAGUAGUAGCGCAUGCGGUUUCUUGUCAAGCGUUCAAUCUUACACUUCAAUGGAGUGUUCUAUUUAUUACCGAUUUUGGGUUGUCCUGUUUGCUUUGAUCUCAAGUUGUACAUAAUUAACGUUACUGCAA
This is a messenger RNA of Sycon ciliatum, 3073 nucleotides long. RefSeq names its product NEDD8 ultimate buster 1-like. The record is from RefSeq and is a predicted model, not a curated record. Lineage: Eukaryota; Metazoa; Porifera; Calcarea; Leucosolenida; Sycettidae. Gene Ontology annotation, molecular function: protein binding. The transcript has a single exon. Gene Ontology annotation, biological process: regulation of ubiquitin-dependent protein catabolic process. Bases 511 to 2457 code for a protein of 648 amino acids.